UACCACAAAAUGAGGAUCCAUAGCAUAUCUCUAUCUUUCCUAGUCCCCAUAUUUGCUGUUUUGGCUUACAAACAUUUUAGCCCGAUCGCCUUCUUCUCGUCUCCAAUCACUUCUUCAACGGGAGGGCAUCAUCAUCACCAACACAAACAACACCCUAAGAAGGGAGGAACAGUAGUAAUGUCGGUCUGCGAUGAUUUCCCGGACGACUUUCCUCCUCCGGAAACUAACACAACCUCGUAUAUUUGUGUCGAUCAAAAUGGGUGUUGCAAUUUUACAACGGUGCAAGCAGCAGUUGACGCAGUUCCAAAUUUCAGCCUGAAAAGGACCAUAAUAUGGGUCAACAAUGGCGUUUACUUUGAGAAAGUCACUGUUCCAAGAACGAAACCCAACAUAACAUUUCAAGGACAAGGCUUUACAUCGACUGCCAUUGCAUUCAAUGACACGGCUAAUUCUUCGCAUGGCACGUUUUUUAGCGGUUCUGUUCAAGUUUUCUCAACCAACUUCAUUGCCAAGAACAUAAGCUUCAUGAAUGUAGCUCCUAUUCCAAGCCCUGGUGAUGUUGGAGCCCAAGCAGUGGCAAUAAGAAUAUCUGGAGAUCAAGCUGCGUUCUGGGGUUGUGGAUUCUUCGGAGCCCAAGAUACCCUUCAUGACGAUAAAGGCCGCCAUUACUUCAAAGACUGCUAUGUCCAAGGUUCCAUUGAUUUCAUCUUUGGCAAUGCAAGGUCACUCUACGAGAAUUGCCAGAUGAUUUCCAUGGCGAACCCAGUAAACCCAGGAGUAAAGGUGAUAAACGGAGCAGUGACGGCUCAUGGGAGAGCUUCCGUGGACGAUAAGACUGGCUUUGUAUUCGUGAACUGCAGCGUGGGAGGAAAUGGAAGAGUAUGGCUUGGUCGAGCAUGGAGGCCGUUUUCUCGUGUCAUUUUUGCCUACACAACAAUGACAGAUAUCAUUGCUCCAGAGGGUUGGAAUGAUUUCAAUGACCCUACCAGAGACCAGACUGUAUUCUAUGGAGAAUACAAUUGCUCAGGCAGUGGAGCCAAUAUGACGAUGAGGGCUUCUUAUGUUCAGAGACUCAAUGACACACAAGCUUUACCUUUCCUUAACGUCUCCUUUAUCGAAGGGGAUCAAUGGCUCCAACCCUACAGUACUUUAGGCCAUGUAAUAUGAUAACAAUAUAUAUAUAUAAUAACAGAAAUUAUUACCUCUUUUUUAUA
Messenger RNA from Alnus glutinosa, 1214 nucleotides. RefSeq names its product probable pectinesterase 8. Gene Ontology annotation, biological process: cell wall modification. Bases 10 to 1167 code for a protein of 385 amino acids. The record is from RefSeq and is a predicted model, not a curated record. NCBI's taxonomy places the organism in Eukaryota, Viridiplantae, Streptophyta, Magnoliopsida, Fagales, Betulaceae. The transcript has 5 exons. Gene Ontology annotation, molecular function: pectinesterase activity.